CCCCCCCCCCCUCUCUCUCUCUCUCUCUCUCUCUCUCUCACUCACUCCUUGUGCAGCUCACCUCACUCUUCUCCUUCCUAGCUCAAUCUCUUCCGCUCCACUUCUACGCUCAUCUCAUCAGGCUGUUAACCCAUAGUCCUCAUGAUGAACCUGGUAUCGUUCGAAACACCGCCUCUUGGAAGGAAAGAGAGAGCUAAUACUACCAUCACGGCAACAGCAGCCACUAGGGCAAACGAAGCAAGCUCCAGCAGUACUUGCUUCCACAGCAAUCUGGACCUCAGCCUCGGCAUCUCCUUGUCAAAUGGCGGCGGCGGCUGCGACGCAACCGGCUGCAGUGGCAUCAAGGCAGGUCGACAGGGCAGCGGCGGCGACAAGAACAUCCCCCUCGGUUGCAUGACCAGUGGCACCACCACCACCACCGCCACUGCAAAUGUUCUUACCGCAAGGCAUUGCCAUGUAAGUGAUUUGAAUGCCGGAGGUGGCUGGACAACGGCGUUCAUGCCGAGCCCAACCGGCUUCAUGCACCCGUGGAGCCUCGCUGCACGGCAGCAGAAGGCAGCCGCCGAGCAGGACCGGACGCCACCAGCCACGUAUGUGCCAAGUGAUGCCCGUGUCGUCCCAUUGCCAUCGGCUGUAGGCUGGCCCCCGGUGCACACCUCCCGGCGCAACAUCGUCACCUCUAUGCACGUAACGAAGACAGGCGGUGCCACCGUCGCAGCAGAUGGACCGAAGAGCAGUACGACGACGCGCACCGGUGGCCAGAAAGAUGUGGCGGCGCCAACUGACAGCACCGUCGUAGCGACGCGGCCACCGGCGAACAUGUUUGCUAAGGUUCACAUGGAGGGAUAUACAAUUGGCAGGAAGAUCAACCUGAGGGCUCAUUGCAGCUAUGACUCCCUCUCUGGGGUGCUCACCAAGAUGACAAGGAACUUCUUUUGUCCCGCCGACUGUUCAAGUGCUAAUACGGGAGAAGAAGAUCUUCCCAGUAGUGACAAAUUCAUAUUUCUUUAUGAAGAUUUUGAAGGUGACCGAAUGCUGGUUGGUGAUGUUCCAUGGGAGUUAUUCCUUUCAUCCGCUAAAAGAUUAUUCAUUGUCCGAAACCCAACGUCAAGAGACAAAGGUCAUGGUGAAGGAGAAGGAAAAAAUAAAACUGAAGAACCAACAAAGAACUGAUGAAGGCACUAUCAAGCAAGUGGUCAGAAGGACAUAAGCAUGCAUACACUAUAUGCAUGCACAUUUCUUGAUUUGUCAUAUAGUUCUGAACUAGUGUUUCUUGUACUAAUUAAGGUAACUAGUAGCUAUAAAGGGCAAGUUAUCUUGUACCACUGGUGUUUCCUAAACAAUGUACAUAUAGUUUUGAUCAUUAUGUAAGAAGAAUUCUACAAAAGCAAAAACAUGACGUAAACGUUGGCCA
Messenger RNA from Setaria italica (foxtail millet), 1414 nucleotides. Its product is annotated as auxin-responsive protein IAA27. Bases 142 to 1173 code for a protein of 343 amino acids. NCBI's taxonomy places the organism in Eukaryota, Viridiplantae, Streptophyta, Magnoliopsida, Poales, Poaceae. Gene Ontology annotation, biological process: regulation of DNA-templated transcription. Gene Ontology annotation, cellular component: nucleus. The record is from RefSeq and is a predicted model, not a curated record. The transcript has 5 exons. Gene Ontology annotation, molecular function: protein binding.